Cuscuta epithymum is the source of this 2558-nucleotide messenger RNA. The record is from the annotation of a GenBank genome assembly. NCBI's taxonomy places the organism in Eukaryota, Viridiplantae, Streptophyta, Magnoliopsida, Solanales, Convolvulaceae.
AAAAAGUUUUCCGAAAUUUCAAGACCAAACUACAAUCUUGGGAGAAAUUUUAAUCCUGAUCAUCAAUGAAUUCUAAAUCAAAGUUUCUAGAAACUCAUUUUCAAUUGGGAGUUGUUACAAGAUGUUUAUCACAUUGUAGUUGAAGAAAUUGUGCAUGCCCUUCAUGCCACUUUUUUAUCAGGCCUGCAUUUUCAGAAAAGAAAGAAAGGUAAUUUUAAUAUUUCUUUGAUCCUUCUUGAUCUGGGGCUCUGCAUCACGUGGAGGGGAACAUAAACUCCUCAUGUUUCUGGAAAUCUGGUCAUCAUUAUUUCUUGAUAAUUGAUUUUCAGGAUGGACCAAUUUAGGCAGAUCGGGGAGGCAUUAGGGAGCAUCAAGGCAUUGAUGGUUUUCCAAGAUUGCAUACAAUUGAAUCAGCGACAAUGCUAUUUGUUAGUAGACAUGCUUAAUUCUGCAUAUAACAAUACAGCAGAGUUAAUGAAACAUAAUUUGAGAUAUGAAGAUAAGAGUUUCAAGUGGAAAGUCAUUGAAACCCCAUUGAGAGAGCUCCUCCGAGUAUUUAAAGAAGGCGAAAUGUAUGUAAGAUAUUGUUUGGAGACGAAAGAUUUUUGGGCAAAAGCCAUAACACUUUACCAGAACACAGAUUGUGUAGAACUCCACAUCCACAACCUUCUCAGUUGCAUAUCCGUCGUGAUUGAGGCCAUUGAGAUGGCAGGAGAAGUGUCCAGUUUAGACCAUGAAGAGAUUCAAAAGAAGAGAGCCGUUUACGCAUUGAAGUAUCUAAAGGAAUGUAAGGAUCAAAGAAUUUUUAAUUGGAGAUACGGGACUCAAUACCUGGUUUCUCCGGAUUUUUGCAACCGGAUAAAGUCAGUUUGGAAUGAGGAUAGAUGGAUCCUGAAAAACAAAAUCGAAGAGAAGAAAAUAUCAUCAAAGCAAAACCAGGGACUUGUUGAUCUCCUCAUGAGGAACUUAAACACUCCUUCAGACCCGUUAUUACCCGAUAGACUAAUGCCUUGCUCGGUUUUAGUCAGGUCCAAAGACUAUCACGUCAGGCGGCGGUUGGAAAUGGAUAACCAAUAUAAGGAAGUUCAGUGGUUGGGUGAGAGCUUCUGUUUGAGACACUUUUUUGGUGACAUUGAGCCGCUCAUCUCAGACAUUUCUCAUGAACUAACUCUCUCUCACCCAAACAUAAUGCACAUACUUUGUGCCUUCACGGAUGAAGAGAAGAAAGAGUGUUUCCUUAUCAUGGAUCUCAUGAAUAAAGAUCUAUCCAGUUACAUUAAAGAGAUUUGUGGUCCGAAGAAGCGAGUCCCAUUCUCUCUCCCCACUGCAGUUGACCUGAUGCUUCAGGUUGCCAGGGGUAUGGAAUAUCUUCACUCUAUGAAGAUUCAUCAUGGGAACUUAAAUCCAUUUAAUGUCCUUGUCAAAGCCAGAAGUACGUCCACAGAAGGUUACUUGCAUGCCAAAGUUUCUGGAUUUGGUGCUAGUCACACUCGGAAAAUGCAUGUGAAUCAACAAAACUCGCCUAAUUAUAUAUGGCACGCACCAGAAGUAUUAGCCGAACCAGAAGAGUAUUCAGAGAAGUCUGAUGUAUAUAGUUUUGGGAUGAUUUGCUUUGAGGUGUUGACUGGAAAAGUCCCAUUUGAGGAUGGACAUCUCCAAGGAGAAAAAAUGAGUCGAAAUAUAAGGGUGGGUGAGAGGCCUCUAUUUCCGUUUCCUUUGCCAAAGUAUCUGACAAGCUUAACUAAGAAGUGCUGGCAUGAUGAUCCAAACCAACGACCAAGAUUCUCAUCUAUCUGUAGGAUUCUUCGCUAUAUAAAACGGUUUAUAGUUCUGAAUCCAGAACACACACAUCCGGAUUCACCAAUGCCACUAUUGUUAGACUAUGGCGACACUUUCUUUACAAAUAAAAAGGCACAAAUUCCUUUGUAUGUGACACAUAUUCCUUUUCAAAUGUUCAUGUAUAAAGUGGCAGAGAGAGAAAAAUCAACAGCAAUUCAAAGGGAGAAUAAUUCUGAGUCCGAAAGUGAUAAUGCUUCAGCUUGUGGAGAUGAAAUUGUGAUUGCAGACGAACCACCCCCAUCACCUAUAGAAAGAAAGUCUCUUGGUUCUCCAAAUGUUUUGAGCAAGAAGCUUUCGAUAUCAAAGAAAUCUUUAGACAUCAAAUCAAUCAAACAACCCGGAACACCGAGGGGACGGUCCGUAACUCCAGUCAUGCUUCCACAUAUGAGUAGACACGGACGUCCUAAGAGGAUGGGCUCUGAAAGUCAAUUGGUGGUUAUGAGCCCAAGAGAGCGGAGGAUGUCUGGUCAUAUGUCAGAUUCUGAGCUCCCAUAGCCUUGUAAAAUUGCUACUUGUAGUGUUGUAACAUAUUGAUCCCAUGUAUGUCAAUAAGCCGCUAGCUCAAAAAAUGCAUACUAAUUGGCCAUAUUUAUAGCUAAGCAACAAGACAUUAUAGGGCACGAUAAAAUUAGAGCUUAUUUAGGCUAGAGGUUAACAUAACCCUAUUUUUGUUAUUUUUGCAUUUCAGAUAGUUAAAAGUCAAUUAUUUGUAAUUCCAG